Fusarium graminearum PH-1 is the source of this 1203-nucleotide messenger RNA. RefSeq lists its product as uncharacterized. Gene Ontology annotation, biological process: proteolysis. NCBI's taxonomy places the organism in Eukaryota, Fungi, Ascomycota, Sordariomycetes, Hypocreales, Nectriaceae. The transcript is spliced from 4 exons. Gene Ontology annotation, molecular function: serine-type endopeptidase activity. The record is from RefSeq and is a predicted model, not a curated record. The coding region runs from base 1 to 1203 and encodes 400 amino acids.
AUGUAUUGGCGCGAGACAACAAAUCCAUUGAAAAGAAAGACGAAGAUAAUGACGACAAAAGACUCUUCAGAUGCCGACACUGAUAAGCGCAAUAUCGAAAUAAUAUUUCCUCAACCAACUGUCGAAUCACGAGCUGCGCAUAGAUGGCUUGAUUCCGUUUACGCAUUCGCCAAUCGUGUCAACCAGUUUUGGAUGCAGUCACUAAGUGCUAUACCCCCUUCGCUACACGACCAUAUGGCUAGCCAUGUUGUGGUAGCCCUGAUAGAUGAUGGCGUCCAGGCCUAUGGUUCAUUCCUAUCAGCAAACAUAACGGGUGGCAAAAGCUUUGCAACUGGUGGCACCAACAACGUGGCAAGCCCUUGGUAUGUAUCUGAGCUAGGCCAUGGGACAGUCAUGGCGGAAACAAUCGCGAGGGUAUGUCCAAUGGUUAAGCUUUACCCUAUGAGAGUUGAUACACAUACUUCUGAGAAUGGUGAGCCAACCCUCGAGGCUAGAUCAGUGGCUCUUGCCAUUGACGCGGCAAUUCAACGGGGCGCAAAGAUUAUUCUGAUACCUUGGCUCAUUGAACCCACCAAGUCCAGCUCCCACAAGCUACUUCAUAGCAUGCUCCAAAGGGCGCAUAUGUUAGAUGUUUUGCUAUUCAUUCCAUCUUCUGCGGGUGAAGGGCCCCAGGCUUUGUCGACGUUUCGCUCUUACCCAACCUUUCGGAUAGGAGCAUCUCGAGACGACGGCGGAGCUGUCAAUGCAACCAACUCUCCUUCAGAGGUAGACUUCAUAUUCCCUGGAAAUGAGGUCAUGAUACAGCGUGAUAUCGACAAUCCACGACGUUCUGUCGGAGCAAUACUCGACUUGGAAUCCUCUUCAAAUAUCAACGUUGCCUUGGCAGCAGGUCUUGCAGCUGUUCUCAUAUAUGCCUGCAAACUCAUAUCACUGAAACCCAUGUCAAAAGCACGCUCAACUGGCGAGGACAAUGACUAUAUGAAUAACACAUAUGAUUUGACGAGUCUCCGGCGGUACCGAGGUAUGAUGAGUGCGUUUCAAAACCUCGGUUCGGUGACUGAGAGUCGAUUUCUCAAAGUCUGGGAAGUUCUUGAUCCCAUCGUUGACGAGAUGAGAGAUUCCCCAAUGGAGAAUUACGAGUUGAAGGGUUUGAUCAAGUGGUUUUCUCGUCUGAAGUCUAUAGAAGAAAGUAAUAUUCUUUGA